This is a messenger RNA of Mauremys mutica (yellowpond turtle), 2663 nucleotides long. RefSeq names its product dual specificity phosphatase 5 (gene DUSP5). Gene Ontology annotation, biological process: negative regulation of MAPK cascade; protein dephosphorylation; endoderm formation. Lineage: Eukaryota; Metazoa; Chordata; Testudines; Geoemydidae. Gene Ontology annotation, molecular function: protein tyrosine/threonine phosphatase activity; MAP kinase tyrosine/serine/threonine phosphatase activity. Gene Ontology annotation, cellular component: cytoplasm; nucleus. The coding region runs from base 285 to 1442 and encodes 385 amino acids. The transcript has 4 exons. The record is from RefSeq and is a predicted model, not a curated record.
UUCCAUUCAGAUAAAUUUCCUCCCCGGCGAACGGAAUCCCCUGCUGCUUCGGUGGAAAUGCAACGGCGGAGCGGGGCGCGCCGCAGCGGCAGGCAGGGGGGACUAGGGGACCAGCUGUAACCCGCCCAGUUAAGCUCCCGGCCCCUACAGUAGAGGGGAUCCCCCCUCCCUCCCUUUCUUCCCAUCCUCAAUUUAAGCCACGCAAAAGCGAGACCCCCGUUCAGUGCAGCCGGAUCCGCCGCCGGCGAAGGCUCGAGGAGAGGGGGCCGCGGCCGGGGACAGCGAUGAAGAAGGUGACGGCCCUCGACUGCCGCCAGCUCCGGAAGCUCCUGCGGAAGGAGCCUUCCCGCUGCCUGGUGCUGGACUGCAGACCCUACCUGUCCUACUCGGCCUCCCGCCUGCGGGGAGCGCUCAAUGUCAACCUCAAUUCGGUCGUGAUGCGCCGGGCCCGCGGCGGCCCCGUGCCCCUCAACUUCGUGGUGCCGGACGAGGCGGCCCGAACCCGGCUGCUGCUGCCGGGGGAAGGCGCGGCCGCGGCGCGGCUGGCGGCGGUGAUCGUCCUGGAUCAAGGCACCGGGCACUGGCAGAAGCUGAAGAAGGAGAGCACGGCGCAGAUCGUCCUCAACGCGCUGCUGUCCAGCUUGCCCGAGACCGGGGCCAGGGUCUGCUUCCUGAAAGGGGGAUAUGAAACCUUUUACUCUCAAUAUCCUGAGUGCUGUGUCGAUGUAAAACCCAUUUCCCCAGAGAGAAAUGAAACGGAGAGAAACCUCAACAGCCACUGUGAGAAGCAGAGCACCAACCACAAACCGGCUUAUGAUCAGGGUGGUCCAGUUGAAAUCCUGCCUUUCCUUUACCUUGGCAGUGCCUACCAUGCUUCCAAGUGUGAGUUCCUAGCCAAUCUGCACAUCACAGCCUUGCUCAAUGUCUCCAGGAAAGGUUCGGAGUCCUUUAAAGAGCAGUAUUGUUACAAAUGGAUCCCAGUGGAGGACAGUCACAUGGCAGACAUCAGCUCUCACUUCCAGGAAGCCAUAGAUUUCAUUGAUUGCGUGAGGCGAGCUGGAGGCAAAAUCCUGGUACACUGUGAAGCCGGAAUUUCACGCUCCCCCACCAUCUGCAUGGCUUAUCUCAUGAAAACGAAAAAGUUCCGCCUGGAGGAGGCAUUUGAUUACAUCAAACAACGUAGGAGUCUGAUCUCACCAAAUUUUGGAUUCAUGGGCCAAUUACUACAGUAUGAGUCAGAGAUCCUGUCUUCCACUCCUAGCCCCCCUGUUGCCUCGUGCAAAAGGGAAGCUGUGUCUUUUUUUGCAGAAGAACUGACUUUAAGCAAAAACUUUGAAGGCUCAUGUUACACAUUUCCUACCUCAGUCUUGAGUUCUGUGCCCAUUUGUUCUCCUGUCCAUCAGCUAAAACUUAGUCCUAUUACUGCAUCUUCAUCAUGCUAAACCCUAUUGGAAAUGAGAAAUAAUAUGUUCCUUUGAUACCAACUGUGAUUCCAAUAAGAACAUUUCAUGAACGUGCAAUACAGAAGGCCUCACUGAUUUAUUCCAAAAUGGAAUAGUCAUAGUUGGUGGUAACUUGUGUAUAUGGACACUGACUACAAACAAAAGUGAUGUACGCAGGGCUGGCUUUCUAGAGAUUUAAUGUCCUCUUUAAAAACAAACAAAACAACAUUGCUUUUCUAAGUUUUUAAUAGAGUGCAACCACUACUGUACUUCCAGAUCCCUAUGGAACAAUGGAACCCCUUCCACGUAAAAGGGUCAGACCCAUACAACAGUCUCUCGGUUCCUGUCUCUUUGAAAAAUUGUAACAGCCUUGUUUAAAGUGUAAGCAAUAAACAACUGUAUCAGGAAAGAGCAAGUCAAAUGAAAAGCACAAUCCUUGAAAUGACAGGGAGGGCAAGCACUCUAAUACUCGUUUUGCCUGUUUCCUUGCUGUUUGUUUCAUGCAUCAGGGAUUAAGCUGAUCUGAAGCUGGGGUUAGGAAGAAACUUCCCUUUGUGGUUUUAUUAUUGCAGAAUCAGGGGCAUUAGAGGGGGUUUUCACCUUUCUCAGAAGCAUCAGGCAUUGGCCACUCUCUGUGACAAGAUAUUUGAUUACAUGGACCAUUGAUCUAUUUAGGUGUGGCGUUUCCUGUGUUUCUGCACUUGCCUUUGUACUGUAUGUGCUUUUACCUAACGCAGAGAACCAGGGACUUUAAAUGACGUGAUCAGGCUACUAUCUCAUCUGUUAUUUAAGAACUGCCCUGUAAUACUUGAACAUCUAUCUAACCCUCCUCAAAGUCACUCUUCCAUCCAUUGAAACUGUAAUUGGUGGAAUUUAGACUAAAAGUCUCAGCCCCAUCCUCUGACCUCUUCAAAGUGUUACUGGUUCGUACUAUGUGGAGAAAAGUGGUCUUGUUCAGUGUUACAUGGCUUGCUGUCAUAUGUAUGGUCACUCCCACCUAAUGUUUCUUCUGGUAAAAUUGUCUCUCACAAGGAGACUGACUGUCUUUUGUGUUGAGUUUCUGUGUCUGCAGGGAGUUCGGUGUGUGCUGCUGCUUUGUCCGUUGACUUUUUUUUAUUGUUUUUUUUUUUUAAAUAUGGGAAAUAGCAAUAAUUCCCUGAAGAUCUUGUGAAUGUGAAAGAAAAACUGCAAUGUUUUUAUGGAGUGUAAAAUAAAAGAAAA